CUGCUCUUCAGUUUAGUUGAUGUUCAGAUUCGGCAAUGGCGAAAAAAUCGAGCUCCAUCAAACUGUUCCGGAUUUGUUGCUUACCGUGAACAUUUGUGCUGUUAUGGUGUUGAUGUGAACAGAAACUAUGACUUUGAAUUCAAUCAACUCAACUCACGUUUCAACAAUCCAUGCUCUGAUGAAUUUCAAGGACCUUUUCCGUUUAGUGAACCAGAAUCCAGAGCCGUUCGAGAUUAUUUGUUGGGUGAAGAAAUGAGGGAUAAUGUUGACCUGUUGAUUAGUUUGCAUACACAUGGCGAAAUGAUUAUACUGCCAUAUAAUCAUCGAAAGCGGACAUAUUCAGAUGAUUAUCAUGAUUUACGCUAUUUAGCAAAAAAAGCUGCGGACAAAAUUCGUGAAGAUGGUGGUACUGAUUAUCAAAUUGGGACUGCUGCCGAUAUGAUCGGUGCGUUUGAAAGUGUAGCAACUGGUGGAGCAUCAGACUGGAUAAAAAAUAAUACAUCUAUUAAAUUUGUCUACGUUUUUGAACUACCUCCUAGUCUAGUCACUUCUUUUGCAUUUCAAAUGAAACCUCAUUGGUUAAUACCAACAUUUAACGAACUAUGGAGAGGACUGAAGGUAUUGUUUGACGAGAUGAUACGUUGGCGAUUUCCGUGA
This is a messenger RNA of Enterobius vermicularis (human pinworm), 657 nucleotides long. The record is from the annotation of a GenBank genome assembly. Lineage: Eukaryota; Metazoa; Nematoda; Chromadorea; Rhabditida; Oxyuridae.